GCAACCAUCAUCAUAAACCAAAACAUCUGAUGCAGUGUUCUUAGUGGCCAGUGUUACUCGACUCGCGGUCUCAGACGCCCGUGCUUGAUCGAAAAAAAUUGUGUUCGGAUUUCAAACAUUUUGACAAACAAACAUGUCUAGAAGACUAACGAAGCGGUACCUCACGCCAGCGGACGAAUACCGCUGUCCCCUGGCCAGUGAGACGCAGAGGAUAGCCCAGGAACAGCUUAGGGAGACGGACAACGCCAGAUCGCAGGCUCUGGCGUCCCUCAGGAACUGGAUGGAGCAGAACCCGAAGUUCAUGGCUGUCAGACUGGACUCAAGCUUUCUACUGCGAUUCCUUCGCGCGAAGAAGUUCAGCGUGCCAAUGGUCCAGGAGGCGAUUGAGAGGUACAUCCUUCUGCGGCAGUCCUGGGGCAUCGCCUUCAACCAGCUCGACUACAAACUGCCGACCAUGAUGGAGCUCAUUGACCUGGGAUACAUUUUCGUCAGUCCAUUCAAAGAUAGGGGUGGUCGGCGCGUAGUCGUGUACAGGCCUGGCGUGUUCGACCCGUACAAGUAUACCAACCAGGAUAUGUGCCGGGUCAUGGGCAUCUGCUACGAAACGCUGAUGGAAGACGAGGAAACCCAGGUCCGAGGGCUGGUGCACUUCGCCGACGGCAGCGGCGUGUCCUUCCCCCACCUCACCCUCUUCACCCCCAAAGAGGCUGUGCGGAUAGUGAAAAAUGGGGAGAGAACAAUUCCAAUGAGACACAAAGAGAUCUACGGCGUAAAUGUACACCCGACGAUCAAGUUCGCACUAGACUUCGGCAUGGGGCUCAUAUCCGACAAGAUAAGAAAAAGGGUGCGUCUCUACAGCGCCGCGGAAGACGUCGAGAUCGAUAAGAAACUGUUACCGAAGGAGUAUGGCGGCGUUAUGCCAAUGAAGGAGAUGAUCGAUUUGUGGAAAGAAGAAUUGGCAGCGAAACGGGACAUUUUAUUAUUGAACGACAAAAUGGCGGUCCGGCUGGAGAUGUACUCCGAAGCCGCGAGAGAGGGCGCCGUCUCCGCAUUACGGUCCGGCGCAAAUACAUGCGCAGGCGCAGACGCCGUGGGCGACGCCAUGCGAGGACUUACGGGGAACUUCAGAAAGUUAGAAGUCGAUUAGAAUGGACUGAUUCUUAUUUGUAGGUACUUACUAGAUUUCGUCUUUAGUAUCAUAUUUUGACUGGUAGAAUUAAAUAAAAAAUCGAGCGGUAACAUUUAAAAUCUAGGUAUUAGAUGUACAGCAUUUGCGGUGUAUACGUAUAAACUAUUCUAUUAUGUAAAAAUAAUGUUAAAUUUUUUUUUUUUCAAUAUUCUCCGAAUGACCAGUUGUAAUAUGACAAUUCAGACUAACAAUUACUUAAUAAGAACCCCCGCCUUGACACGGUUAAUACAAUAUAAGUAAAUACCGGUAGGAUUAGUAAUAAAAUAGUUUGUAUACGUAAUACGAUGUGGUGUUCGUUUUUAAUCUAAUAAGUAUCGACGCAUUUUUGCCUCUAUGUACAAUUUGCGAGUAUACGAUUCAAAAAUCCUUGAGUAAAAUUACAUAUGGUGAAUAUGUACAUAUAAUCUCAUAUAAGACUAAAUACUUUAGAAUCUUGAUUUAAGUAUAAGUUUUGUAAUAAAAAAAGGAUGGAAAUAAAAAUAUAUUGUAGU
Molecule: messenger RNA, 1680 nt
Organism: Plodia interpunctella (Indianmeal moth)
Lineage: Eukaryota; Metazoa; Arthropoda; Insecta; Lepidoptera; Pyralidae
Product: alpha-tocopherol transfer protein-like
Exons: 7
Coding region: 134-1147 (337 amino acids)
Cellular component (GO): membrane
Molecular function (GO): phosphatidylinositol bisphosphate binding
Source: RefSeq, a predicted model, not a curated record